AUGCAGCUAUAAAGCUUCCCUGUUCUUAAAACCCUAACGCCUAAACCCUCUCCGAGCUCCGUUUCCCUUCUCUUCCCUACACUUCUCUUAUCGAUCGACAAGGGCUUCAUUAGGUCCAGAAAUAAUGGCAAACCCUAGGGUUUUCUUCGACAUACUGAUUGGAAAGGCGAAAGCCGGGCGCGUAAUAAUGGAGCUGUUCGCCGAUGCGGCCCCGAAGACCGCUGAGAACUUCCGAUGUCUGUGCACCGGAGAGAAGGGGCUCGGCAUCUCGGGCAAGCCACUUCACUACAAGGGCUCGACGUUCCACCGCAUAAUCCCCAAUUUCAUGUGCCAGGGCGGGGACUUCACCCGUGGCAACGGCACGGGCGGCGAGUCCAUCUACGGCCUCAAGUUUGCGGACGAGAACUUUGUGAAGAAGCACACUGGGCCCGGCGUGCUCUCGAUGGCCAAUGCCGGCCCGAACACGAAUGGCUCGCAGUUCUUUAUUUGCACCGCAAAGACAGCGUGGCUCGAUGGGAGGCAUGUGGUGUUCGGGAAGGUUGUGGAUGGGUACAGCAUCGUGGAGGCGAUGGAGAAGGUCGGGUCGCAGAGCGGGAGGCCGUUGGAGACCGUUGUGAUUGAAGAUUGUGGGCAGCUCGAGGAGUGAGUGAAUGUGAAAUGUUAAGCUGAUGGUCUCUUCUGCUAGUUCAGAGUAAUAAGAUUUGUAUAAUGAGAUGUUCUUGUGGCUUAAAAAUGAAGUAUAUUUAUGUAUUCCCAUGAAAGCAGUUGUUUUAAUGCAUCAGCAUUGGGUCCCUGCUA
This is a messenger RNA of Ananas comosus (pineapple), 798 nucleotides long. RefSeq names its product peptidyl-prolyl cis-trans isomerase CYP19-3. Gene Ontology annotation, biological process: protein folding; protein peptidyl-prolyl isomerization. Lineage: Eukaryota; Viridiplantae; Streptophyta; Magnoliopsida; Poales; Bromeliaceae. The coding region runs from base 125 to 646 and encodes 173 amino acids. The record is from RefSeq and is a predicted model, not a curated record. The transcript has 2 exons. Gene Ontology annotation, molecular function: peptidyl-prolyl cis-trans isomerase activity.